AUGAUUCCAGACGGCGCGGGUGGGGAGGAGGGGGGUCCUGAUGCGUUCCGCACGCUGCACAAGAGCUCCAGGAGUCACCAGGAGCUGCACAAGGAACUGCUGCUAGCACACAAGAAGGGCCUGGUGGUGAGCAGCAGGCCGGAGCUGCAGAUGGUGCUGGAGAGGAGGAGGAAGGAGCAGAGCCAGAAGCAGGAGGAGGAGCAGGCCAAGGGACCCCUAGACCACGUCCUGCUGCAGAGACAACAGCGGACACAAGAGAGGGCUCGUGAGGAGGAGGACCGGGUUCGGGAGGAGUCCCACCUCAGUGAGUUUGUGCGGGUCAGACAGAACCUGCGGAAGAUCCACUCAGCACUGCAGAGCAAACACCUGGAGCACGACAGCUGAAACCAUGUCAACCAACACCUGGACCACAACAGCUGAAACCAUGGCAACCAACACCUGGACCACAACAGCU
Engraulis encrasicolus (European anchovy) is the source of this 454-nucleotide messenger RNA. Its product is annotated as actin-associated protein FAM107A. Gene Ontology annotation, cellular component: stress fiber; neuron projection; synapse. Gene Ontology annotation, biological process: regulation of actin cytoskeleton organization; actin filament bundle assembly; actin filament polymerization. The coding region runs from base 1 to 384 and encodes 127 amino acids. The record is from RefSeq and is a predicted model, not a curated record. Lineage: Eukaryota; Metazoa; Chordata; Actinopteri; Clupeiformes; Engraulidae. The transcript is spliced from 3 exons.